Hypomesus transpacificus is the source of this 3718-nucleotide messenger RNA. It is a transcript of the gene btk, whose product is annotated as Bruton agammaglobulinemia tyrosine kinase. Gene Ontology annotation, molecular function: protein binding; non-membrane spanning protein tyrosine kinase activity; ATP binding. The coding region runs from base 298 to 2208 and encodes 636 amino acids. The transcript is spliced from 19 exons. The record is from RefSeq and is a predicted model, not a curated record. NCBI's taxonomy places the organism in Eukaryota, Metazoa, Chordata, Actinopteri, Osmeriformes, Osmeridae. Gene Ontology annotation, biological process: intracellular signal transduction; peptidyl-tyrosine autophosphorylation; adaptive immune response.
UAUCUACAUCUGUACCACUGAGCCUUUCGAAAUUUGUCUCUUCUCCCAUCCAUUGUCAUUCAACCCUGAUGCAACUUCCCUAUACGUAGAAAUGUGACAAUUCAAGUGACUCACAACCCCUUUGAAAACCCCCCAGCAUCUAUUACUGCUAUGCAACACAAGCAGUUGAAACAAAACUUCAGACGAAAGGUACAGUAGCCGCUCCGUGGGAAAGGGACACUAAUCUAACAAAUGAUCUGCUUUUGACCAUUUUUGUGGACUCCUAUGAGCUUACAGAGGAAUACAUCUGGUUGAAUCAUGUCAGACAUUCUCCUAGAGGAGAUCUUCAUAAAACGUUCCCAGCAGAAGAAGAAGACUUCCCCUCUGAACUUCAAGGAGAGGUUGUUUGUUCUCACACAGGAUAAGAUAUCCUACUAUGAUUAUGAUGUUGACAAAAUGAAAAAGAAAGGUCAGAAGGGUUCAGUGGAUAUUGAAAAGAUCAAGUGUGUGGAAGUAGUCCAGCCCGAGCCCAACUCCCCUAAAGAGCGUCUCUAUCCAUUUCAGAUAAUAUAUGAUGAAGGACCCUUGUAUAUUUUUGCCAAAAAUGAAGAUAUUCAAAAACAGUGGAUUCACAAACUGAAACAUGUGGUGAGCUUCAACAAGGACUUGAUACAGAAGUUCCACCCCUGUUUCUGGGUGGACGGCAUGUGGCAGUGCUGCCAACAGGAGGUCAAACAGGCCAUGGGCUGCAGGGUGCUGGAGACCAAGAACGGAGGAUUCACAAAGGGGUCUCGAAGAAAAUCCCGGAAACCUCUUCCUCCGACCCCUGAAGAAGAGACAGCUACCAGAGCCCUACCUCCUCAGCCUCCUGAGGAGUCUGGCCCCUCUGUGGGCAUGACGGUCAUCGCUGAGUAUGAGUACACACCUAUGAACCCUCAGGACCUGGAGCUCAGGAGCGAUGAGGAGUACACCAUCUUAGAGAUCGCUGAUCUGCACUGGUGGAAGGCCAGAGAUAAAUAUGGCAAUGAGGGAUAUAUUCCAAGUAAUUUUGUGGUGAAAGCCAGAAAUGGACUGGAAGGGUUUGACUGGUAUUGUAAAAACAUGAAUCGCAGCCAAGCAGAGAAACUAUUGAAGACUGAGAACAAAGAUGGAGGCUUUUUAGUGCGAGAUUCAAGCAAGGCGGGAAAAUACACAGUAUCUUUAUUAACCAAGGCUGGAGGGGAUGCUGCAGCAAGCUGCAGACACUAUAAUAUCUGUACUACCCCACAAGGGCAGUACUACCUAGCAGAGAAGCACAAUUUCAGCAGCAUUCAAGAACUUAUCAACUAUCACCAGCACAAUGCGGCAGGCAUGGUGAGCAGGCUCAAGUACAUUGUUUCCAAUCAGAAACAGAACGCCCCAUCAACAGCAGGCUUGGGCUAUGGUGUUUGGGAGAUUGAUCCCCGCCACCUGACUUUUAUCAAAGAGCUGGGGAACGGCCAGUUUGGAGUGGUGAAGUAUGGGAAAUGGCAGGGUCAGCAUGACGUGGCCAUCAAGAUGAUUAAAGAGGGCUCCAUGUCAGAGGAUGACUUCAUCGAAGAGGCCAAAGUCAUGAUGAAGCUCCGUCAUGAGAACUUGGUUCAGUUGUAUGGCGUCUGCACCAAACAAAGGCCCAUUUACAUAGUGACUGAGUUCCUCUCUAAUGGCUGCCUGUUGUCAUACCUGCGUGAAGGCCUGAAGCAGCACCCCACACCCAUCCAGCUCCUGGAGAUGUGUAAGGAUGUGACUGAGGGCAUGGCCUACCUCGAGAGCCAGCAGUACAUCCACAGAGACUUGGCGGCCAGAAACUGUUUGGUAGAUACAAAUGGCACAGUUAAAGUGACAGACUUUGGACUAUCAAGGUAUGUCUUAGAUGAUGAGUACACAAGCUCUGCCGGAUCGAAAUUCCCAGUCCGCUGGUCUCCUCCUGAAGUGCUGCUUUACUGUAAAUUCAGCAGCAAGUCAGACAUCUGGGCAUUUGGAGUUUUAAUGUGGGAGGUCUACACUUUGGGCAGGAUGCCUUAUGAACGACUAAACAACACAGAGAUUGUGGAGCAGGUGUCCAGAGGCCUGCGUCUCUAUCGCCCCCAGCUGGCCAAUGACAGGGUGUACACUAUUAUGACAAGCUGUUGGAUUGAGAAGGCUGAAGAGAGGCCCAACUUCGAGGAGCUUGUUGUGACUACUCAGGACUUGCUCUACGAUCUCCAAUAAAUCACACGUGAACAGUUCACACUAAUUGAGGGACACACUUCCUUAUAGAAGUCCCUCUUCCGCUCUGGGCAUCCAACUUCAAAAGUCCUUCAGAUCCCUACUCAUGGAGAAGUAGUAAGAACUGCACGUUCAAAAGCAGGUUCAAAUAACCACAGUUGCUGAGGAAGCUACCUGGUUGAACAUGGGAGAAAUCUCAAGAACGUCAGUAAUGUGAACACCUUUAGCAAUGUAGAUAGUGUGAUUUGCAGAAUUAAGCAUGAAACUGUUGCUGAAAAGAGCAUAUUGAAUACUGUCUGUUAUGAGUCAUGUAAAUUAAUUUAGUCACAUCUAUUAUUAUUAUUAUCAUCAACAUUGUUAUUAAUAUUAUUAAAUAUUAUUAUUAGUAAUUUCAUUCCAUGUAGACCCAACCAACAUUAAAUAAAAUGUGUCUUCUUUUGUGUUACAUUCCAAGUUAGUAUGCCUGAUGUCUAUCAUCUGAUAUUUAGAUUUUUAAGAAUAAUCUGCAUUUUAAAUCUCUCUUACGAGAGAAACUAAAUGACAAUAGAAACGUUUUGAAAUACAAAGGAUACCUACCUAUGUGUUUUUCACCCACACCUACGUUCUUGCAUUCUGUUUGGUAUAACUUCCGGUUUCCCAUCAUGCUUUUGAGUCCAUCCAUACACGUGAAGGUCAGGAACUGUAAUAUCUGUUGUUUAAGAUCACGUAUUUCUAGAUUUGAAAUAAAUCAUGGACAGCCAAGGAGCAACGGCUGACCCUCAGCUACAGCAAUUUAUCGAAGUUGAGUCUCAAAAACAAAGGUUUCAGCAGUUGGUGCAUCAGAUGACGGAAGUCUGUUGGGAGAAAUGCAUGGAGAAGCCUGGCCCAAAGCUAGACUCAAGGACAGAAGUCUGCUUUGUGAACUGCGUAGAACGUUUCAUUGACACUAGCCAGUUCAUCCUAAACAGACUGGAACAAACUCAGAGGGGUCGAGGAUCAUUCUCGGAGUCCAUGUCCGAAUAGCAAAGACUCUUCCACAAAAUGGACACAGGACACCGAUGGCCACUGGCUUUCACGCAUAGCCAUGCCACAUUUCUAUAUGGUGCAAUGAGAACCAAAAGGAAACAUGGAAGUGUUACUAUUGAUAAGUGCCUCAGACUAGGUUGUUGUAUAUUGUCACCAAGAUAAGUAUGGACUCAUUUUCUCUUGUGUCAUAGGAUGUGUGGUAACAAUGUGAAGUUAGAUUGAAAGUUGAUGUCUGUGAAGUCCAAAAAAGAGGUCCAUGCCCCCUUAAAGUUGAUAUUAUGGACAAAGCUCUAGUAGAGUUCCUACAUGGCUGGUGAAAACCCUGAGAUCUGAUGCAAGACCAUGAUAUCUGAGACACUCACACACUGCACUCCUAAAUAAGACAUUGGGAGCUCUACAGGUUAAGCACCAAUCAGUAAGAAAUGGUGUCUUGUUGGAAAAUAAUUGCAUGGUUUAUUGCUAAAUCAAAUGUUUUACUGAACACGCAAUAAAAAGUAUAUGUAUGGUU